AUGUUUUUUAACUUAAGAUUGGCACUUGUUCACUUUCCAGACUUGGCAACUCCACUCAAAUCUAAACUGGAAAGUGUUGAUGUUUUCAAUUAUGACCAAGUCCGUUCUUUGGCCAAAAAGUUUAACAAAAUCAGCAAGGAGACUGCCCUUACUAGGAAGGAAAAUUCUUCAAAAUCCUCCCAAAAUGCAAGCAAAGAAUUACUUCACCAAAUAAUUACAAGAUGCUAUAACAAAGCUGUGGACAAUGAAAAAGCUUUGAAUAAACAUUAUGAAGCUUUUUCGUCUCAAACUUAUGGGGAGACGUCGUAUGAACGAAUGCAAAUGAUUAUUGAAGAGCUUAAGCCGUCGCAAAAAGACGUUUUUGUCGAUUUGGGUAGUGGAGUAGGUCAACUAGUUGUGCACAUGGCUGGUGGAACCUUAGCUCAUAGAGCGGUUGGAAUAGAAAUAGCUUCAUUACCAUCAAAAUUUGCAAAGAAAUUGGAACACGAAUUUAAAAAGUUAAUGAACUGGUUUGGCCGCCCAUUUCAACCUUUUGAAUUACUCCAUGGCGAUUUCCUCAGCACAGAAUAUCGAAAACUUAUAACCGAAGAAGCCUCAAUCAUUUUUAUCAAUAAUUAUGCCUUUCAAUCAGAUUUGGAAACGAGAAUUAAAAGAGAAUUGCUUUCUGAUUUGAAGGAUGGAACUAAAAUUGUUUCUACUAAACCUUAUGUGCCGUUAAAUAAACAAGGAGCAAUUACUGAUAGACAAUUAAAUGAUAUUUCCGUCAUCACCGAAGUCACAGAAAUGAAGCCUUGUUUAAAUCCGUGUUCUUGGACCUCUGCUUAUGUUCCAUAUUAUUUACAUACAAUAAAUAGAACAAAGUUGGAAAAUUAUUUUUUAAAAUUGCGGAAUUCUUCCCUCCGUGCCAAAUCAUCGGAUACAGGCAGUCGACGUUCUUCUACACCCAAUUCUUCUUCCAAAACGUCAACAAAUUCGAGAGAAUCAAGCAUUUGUUGUGCUAGAGCGCCAAGUAGGGAUAAAUCGUCUGACAAUAAUUCUGCGGUUGGAGGAGGGGGACGGUUAAAUAGUAAUGGAGGAGGAGAAAAUGAACAGGAUUAUAGUUUUGGCCCAACAACUCGACGUAAAUGGACUGAAUAUGUAAAUGAAAUGGAACAACAAAAGAGGCGUCAAAGUAGUUGUAGUAGCAGUAAUGGUGGGGGAGGAGGUGAAAAAAAGGCUGCUGCUAAAGCUAUUUUAAAUAUAAAAAAUAAACAACAACAACAAUUAAAUAGUUUAUCCUCAUCUUCAUCAACAACCUCAAUUUCUAAUAAUAAUAUUCCAAAAAUGUUAAAAAUUGUUAAGAAUUUUUCAAAUGUGGGAGGGACUCAAAUGUCCGAAAACGACAACAAUAAUAAUUUGGGGGGAAUUCCAAAACUUAGAUUACAACAAACAACAACAAUUAAAAAAGAAGAAGAAGAAGAGGAAAACAUUGAAAAAAACAUUGAACAAAACAUUGAGGAAAACAUCAAUAAAAACAUUGAACAAAACAUCAAUAAAAACAUUGAACAAAACAUCAAUAAAAUAGAAACAACAACAACAACAAACAUGUUUGUUGAGGAAGAAAAAAUGGUUGUUGAGAAUGUUUGUGAUAAUACUUAUGUUGUGGAAGAAACAACACCUAAAAUAAUAAAUGUUGAAACAAUUUCAGAAGAAAAUAAAAACAUUGAAAAUAAAAAUGUUAAUGAACAACAACUUAUUUCACCACGUUUUGAGCCAAUUUCUCCUGAUAAAAUAUCAACACCUACAAAUAAUAUUUCUAAUAUUUCAAUUAAACAAAAAACAACAGGAAAACGAAGUUAUGAACGUAAAGAAAGAAUAAAUUCAUUUACUACAACAACAAAAGCAAGUAGAGGACGACCACGAAAAUCUGCUGAUUCAUCAAAUAUACUUCAUCAUAGCAGCCCUAAAGUUCCUCGUUUUUCUGAAGAUGCACGUGAUGGAAUGGAAUUAAUGCAUCAAAUGACUUGUGCUAUUCAAAUGGGCAAACCAAUGGACGCUGCCUCUAUACUAGCCGAUUUGGCAAAUCAAAAGGCUAAUCGUCAAUUACACGAACACCAACAACAAACACAAAACAUUGACGAACAAAAUCAACAACAACAUAAUUCUUGUUUAAACAAAGAUACCCCUAAAACAACAACAACUCACCAUUCAAAACAUUUAAAAACAUUUAAUAAUAAUAACAAUUGUUUGUUUCCGUUUCCCCAACUUGAUAAAACAUCAACAACAACAACAAUUAAUGUUUGCAGAACAUCAAUAAAACAACAACAAAAACAUCAGAAUAACGAAAAUUCCAACAACAACAAUUGUUGUUCUUCUAAAUAUCCCGAACUUAACAAUUUUUUGGACACAAUUAAAAACGCUUAUGAAAAUUUCUUUGAUGAAUUUCAUUCAAAACAUUCAAACAAAAACAUUGUUGUGAAGGAAGAAGAUAAAGAACAUCAACUACAACAUAUUCCUGAACAACAACAACAAAAUGUUUCAACAAAUAAUUUUACAAACUUUGAACAAUUUCGGUCAAUAUUAGACUCUACUCCUUUAAAAAAUUUAGAAUGUGAAGAAAUGGAAGAAGAUGAAGAAGAAGGUGGAAGAAGAAGAAUUUCCAGUAUGGGGGAAGAAAAUUUGACAUUUUACUCUGCAGAGAGUCGUAAACGCUUUUUAAGUACGAGUGGAACAAGUGAAACAAACAACAAUGUUGUCUUUAAUAAUAAAACACCGGUUAGAACAACAACAACAAUGUUGCAAAAGAAAACAAAUAAUUUACAACAAACACCUAAAACAGCAACAACAACAACAACAAAUUUUAAUUUUAAUAAACUACAACCAGAAAAACAUUGUUCACAACAACAAAAACAAUCGCGUUUGUUGGAAUUGCAAAAACGUGUCGAGGAUAGACGCAAAUGGUUAUUAAAUGCUUGGUCAGAAUUUCAAAGAGAAAUGCAAUUAUUUAAUACAGACAUGGAUUGUCUAGUUAAUGAAUGUUCACAACACCAACAAAAACAAGAAGAGGAGGAUUCAAACACUCAACAACAAAACCAACAAAAUCAGAAUUUCCAAUUACAACAACAACUCGCCUUGCAGUUAAUUACACAACAACAAACACAACAUAAAUUAAUUGAAGCAGCCCAAGCUCAAUUAGCUAUUCAAGUACAACAAGCACAACAGGCAAAUGCUGUAGCUGUUGUUGCUAAUGCCUUAAAUAAUAAUUCGAGUCCAACAAAUAAUAAUAUUGGUAGUAUUGGGCAGCAACAACAACAGCAAACAUCGGCGACGUCUUCAAAUGCUGUUAAUCAAGUAUCAACAGUCACUAACCAACUAGAUUUAUUAAUAAAUGAAAUGCGUGAACGUUAUUCUCAACAAUUAACAGCACAACAUUUAUUAAGCCAAAUAACCCAAUUUGGUCUAUUAAAUACUAUAGCUCCACAAGAAAUUGCUGCAUUACAGUCGAUAGCAUCUGGGGCAGCUUUAAAUAAUGUUGUUCAUCAAUUAAGUCCUAUAGCUGCGGCUGCUGUUGUUUUACAGCAACAACAACAACAACAAAUGAGUCCUGUGUUAUCUUCCUCUAUUCCUCAACAAUCAUGUCCCCCAUCAUCAUCAUUAAUUACUCAACAACACCAACAACAAACAACUUCUAGCCCUUUAAAUUGUUUAAUUCCACAAAAUGUUACAGCCCCUUUUGUUCAAAAUUUUUUGGCAACUUUAGACAAUUUGGCAACAACAGAAAAUAAUAAUAUUAAUAAUAUACCUUCAUCCUCUUCUAUAGUAAUUAAUGGAGAUUGUAGUGGUAGUAUUGGAGGUGGAGGAGGUCUUGGAGGAGGCUUAAAUUUAAGUGCUUCUCUUUCAAAUAUUUCUGGUGGUGAUAAUAAUUCGGCUAAUAAUUCUAGCAAUCAUUCUGUUCGUUUUUUUUUCAAAUAAUUUUUUUAUUUAGAAAAAUUUUUUGGAAAAUUUUUAAGGUGGUUUUAUGGGUCCACUUAAUUAAAUUCAAUAUUCCCCCCUCUUUCUUUUUUAUUUUUAGCACAUUUAAUUGAACUUUUAAUUAGGUUGUGUGGUGGUGUAGUUGGUAACGCCUCCACCUUUGGGUGAGGUGGUAUCGGGUUCGAUUCCUUUUGGGUGUAUUUG
This is a messenger RNA of Meloidogyne enterolobii, 4155 nucleotides long. NCBI's taxonomy places the organism in Eukaryota, Metazoa, Nematoda, Chromadorea, Rhabditida, Meloidogynidae. The record is from the annotation of a GenBank genome assembly.